Sphaerulina musiva SO2202 is the source of this 715-nucleotide messenger RNA. Its product is annotated as like-Sm ribonucleo protein. Lineage: Eukaryota; Fungi; Ascomycota; Dothideomycetes; Mycosphaerellales; Mycosphaerellaceae. Gene Ontology annotation, cellular component: Lsm1-7-Pat1 complex; U4/U6 x U5 tri-snRNP complex; U6 snRNP. Gene Ontology annotation, molecular function: RNA binding. The transcript has 5 exons. Gene Ontology annotation, biological process: mRNA splicing, via spliceosome. The record is from RefSeq and is a predicted model, not a curated record. Bases 38 to 283 code for a protein of 81 amino acids.
GUAGCAGUCCCCCAUCCACAACCAAAACACAGAAACGAUGUCUUCACAAUUACUUCCCCUGGAACUCAUUGACCGAUGCGUGGGCUCGCCCAUCUGGGUCAUCAUGAAAGGCGACAAAGAGUUCAGUGGCACGCUAAUGGGAUUCGAUGACUUCGUCAACAUGGUGCUCGAGGAUGUGACAGAGUACGACUACACCGGUGCGCACACGAAGCUCAAGAAGAUCUUACUCAACGGAAACAAUGUGGCGAUGCUUAUUCCAGGAGGAAUGCCAGACCAGAACUGAGAACCCAACCCCCUCACUACCGCUGCUGCUGCGCUCACGUCUUGUCGGCCAGGACUGCUCGGUUGGGCAAAAUCACCUUGAAAGUUUUUUUCUCACGACCAUCAACAAGGUACCUGAUUGUCAAUAAUAUGGUGAUGGGAUGGGAUGGGGGGAGGGGACGGGACAGUCCAACGUCAGCCUGGGCCUUGGCUCGCAGCCCUUCUUAUAUACACGUAAGAAGACUCUGAGCCACCACGACCACUCAAAUAGCAACGUGAGCAUGCUACGGAGAGCACCACAAGCCGAAAAUGGAAAAGAAAAAAAAAAAUCAUGAGUCCGUGUACCUGAGAAAUCAUCCCCCGAGAAAAACGACUGCAUGCAUGCAUGACAUUCCGCCUGCCUUUUGGUUGCGCCACAUGCGAGGAUGUAUGCGCUAGCUAGGAGGUACAGUAG